AUGACCGCCAUUACCGACGAGCCCACCACGCCCGUUGCAAUCCCUCACUCCGCCCAACAACCCCUCAACCUCAAACUGAACGGCGCUGUCCUAUCCCUUGACGCUCCAGACGGCAGUGGCACCUGGACACUGUCGAUCCUGCCCGACGCCUCGUCCAACUCCGCAAAGUCGGGCAUGCCCUGGCUUUUCCGCUUGCACGACGCGCAGGACAACCUUCACGUUCUGUCGGAGCAGGAUGAGAAACACGACUUCUCUUGUUUGCGCAGCGCUCGCGACCGAUGGCAGGCGCCGAGUCUGCACGCGCGCAUCGGGGCGUAUGCAGGCGAGCACGUCGUGGAGGAGCCAAACUCGGACGUCGUCGAGCGCAAGGUGAUGGGCCUGCUCAACAAGCUUACGGUGGAGAAUUUUGACUCGGUAUCCGACCAAAUCAUUGCCUGGGCAAAUAGGUCGGAAAUGGAGACCGAUGGGCAGACGCUCAAGCACGUCAUUCGUCUCAUCCUCGAUAAGGCCACGGACGAGCCUCUUUGGUUGGAGAUAUACGCGCGUCUCUGCCGAAAGAUGAUGGAGCAGAUCAGCCAAAAGGUGCAGGAGGACGGCAUUCGCAACUCGGAGGGCAAACCCAUCACUGGUGGCCAGCUGUUUCGCAAGCAUCUGCUGAACCGCUGUCAAGAUGAUUUCGAGUGCGGUUGGCUGGAUGAGAAGGCGGAGGCUGGCGUGAGACAGCCUGAGCUUUACUCCGACGAAUAUUAUGCAGAGCAGAAAGCGAAGCGUCAAGGUCUCGGUGUCAUUCGCCUCAUCGGCGAGCUGUUCAAACUGCAGAUGUUGACGGAACGCAUCAUGCAUAGAUGCGUGCAGAAGCUGCUCGACAACGUAUACGACCCUGAGGAGGAGGAAAUGGAGAGUCUGUGCAUGCUGCUCACCACUGUUGGCGAGCUCCUCGAUAACCCGCGUGCCCGCGCACACAUGGACGUCUACUUCGCGCGCAUGAAGGAGUGGACGAAGAAAACUACCGUCAGCCCACGUGUGCGGUUCAUGUUGCAGGACGUUAUCGAACUGCGCCGACGGAACUGGCGUGCACGUACCCCCAAUGCCUGGGCUCCGACCCUUGUGUAG
Schizophyllum commune H4-8 is the source of this 1113-nucleotide messenger RNA. RefSeq names its product ARM repeat-containing protein. Gene Ontology annotation, molecular function: translation initiation factor activity; protein binding; mRNA binding. Gene Ontology annotation, cellular component: eukaryotic translation initiation factor 4F complex. NCBI's taxonomy places the organism in Eukaryota, Fungi, Basidiomycota, Agaricomycetes, Agaricales, Schizophyllaceae. The transcript is spliced from 2 exons. The coding region runs from base 1 to 1113 and encodes 370 amino acids. The record is from RefSeq and is a predicted model, not a curated record.